Molecule: messenger RNA, 3010 nt
Organism: Cynoglossus semilaevis (tongue sole)
Lineage: Eukaryota; Metazoa; Chordata; Actinopteri; Pleuronectiformes; Cynoglossidae
Gene: rmp24
Product: ribonuclease MRP subunit p24
Exons: 5
Coding region: 208-903 (231 amino acids)
Source: RefSeq, a predicted model, not a curated record
UCACAUUCUCGCGACCCAACGUGGGUUUCCGUUAUGUUUGAUGACGCCAGUAACAACUAAAUUAAAAACAAAGUAUUUUUUAAAGCUUGUCGGUCUUUGACAAUUGUCAAGUGUUCCCGGAAGACAUUUUAACCACCGUCCUCUCAUUUUAAACCACCGAAAAACAAGGACAACGUUAACACUUAGUAGUAAACGUCGUUUAAAAAAAUGAAACGUCAUCUUCCAGAACUGACGGACAACUUUCGGUUGAACGCGGCUCUGCUGUACAAGGACAAAUGCCCGGAGUUGUCACGGUUCAUAAUGCAGGGCCUUGUGAAUUCGAAAGAAUCGACCAAGCAAAGCAACUUGACCAUGUUGUGCCUCAACCUUGUGUGUCCACACUGUUACCAGUGGCUGCAGCCUGACAACCAUCGGAUUCGACUGCGGCCCAAGCCACUUCCAUCGCUUCGAAUGCAGAGACUUCUGCGCAGAAAGGCCAAAGGCAGACAGCUCAGCAUGGUGCAGAAAAGGCUGCUGCAGCGGUACCAGAAGUCUUCUUCAGUACUGAUGGCGACCUGUCACGCCUGCAACAAGACAUCCAGACACAGAGGAAUGGACAGGGAUUUUAUAGCUGCUCUGGCCAAGACCCACAGCACUCCACGGAGUGGUGGCAAACACAAGACUCCUCCGUCCACCAGCAGACCCAACAUGUCCACACCCAAGACUCCCGCCAAAGACAAGACACCUGUUCACACACCUCGGUCAUCGUCCUCUUCUAACACUCCAGGCUCCGGAUCAUCUUCCACCAAGUCUGCAUCUAAACCUAAAAACUGGGUCGUCCAGCGUCUCAGCAAGAUCCUCAUGAAGGAGGACACCAAGGGCAACAAGAAAGGCGGCUUAAAAGACUUUUUAUCCUCACUUUGAAUAAUUCCAAUGUUGUGACCCCCCAUUUCGUAUCUUAUUUGUACCAAAGGUAGAGCUGAGGAAAGUGUCUUUGGUUGCUCAGCCUGCGUGGGAUGGGUUACAGUUUGCCCACCAACACGGCUAUUGCUGGACUGUGCGGAAUGUCGCUCCUGGAAUCCUGAAAGCAGGAACUGGGAGCACUGGUCUGGUCUGGUUAUUUUGACUGUUAGUCAGAGUUGUUUCAUCCUUUGCCGUGCCUGUCAGAGGAGAGCGCUGUUUUGGUUUUUGUUUUUUGGCUAAUGCAGCACGUGCCUCUCGGAGCCUCUUCUACUGAGGAUAUUACACUCAGUAUUUAGGAAACGCCACAAAAAACACUUAAAUUUCCGUGGUAGUUUGUGGAAUUAAAAAGUGAUUUAUAUACCAUUUAUAAUUUUGGUAUUUGAUUGCUAAAAAUACAGUCAAUUUACACUUUUUAUGGAUUGUAUUUGUAUUACAACUUGAGAUAAGAACUUUUGUAUUAGACUAUGUUUACUUAUUUUUUACACUUCGUUACGGACGGGUCUAUAUUUUGACAGAACUACAAAUGUUCUUAACAAGAUGUUAUAAAUCAGUUGUUUUAUUUUUUUCUAAUACGCAAACGUGAUGUUGAAGCUGUGACAGUAACCAAUGCUAUUUUUAAGUGUUGUUGAAAGGGACUCACAAGUUGUUGUUUAUUUUAUAUUCAAUAGGCAAAUUAGCCUAAACUUACACACUUAAGGCUUAAAACAAAUAUUUUCUUGUGCUUUUUACUGUCUUUGGAUAUUUUUUGAACAUUUUCUUUAUUAAUUUCAUAAAGAGCAAGAACUUGGAAAGCUCUGUAAGAUUUACUACUGUAUUUUGUACUUGUUGUUCACUGGAUGUUCAGUGUAGUGUGUGUACAAUGUUUGUAUCCUGAGAUACCUCACAUUUAUAGGGUUUAGGGUUUUUUUUUUGUUUUUUGUUUUAACUUAAGCACCAGUGUUUGUGUUCAUUGUGUUAUGUUAAUUUUAAUUUGGGCUUUUGGGGAACUUUGUACAUAACAGGUUGCUUUAAAUUUUCCAUUUGCCAUUUAUAUAAGUUAUGCACUUCAGCUGCAUUUGUUUUCCAGUUAAUUGUGUCUGUAAAUAUCACAGUAGUCAGUGAUAUUACUGCAGUUUCUGGGCUCAAGUGAAAAGAAAAACAACAUCCGCAGUAGACGGUGAAUGUUUGUAAUACCACCUUCGUCCUGCAGAAGUCGCUGUCCAUUAACAUAACAACUGAACUACACAGGAAGUACAGCAGUUCUACGACUAUGUUAUGCUAGCACCCUGAGCAACAUGGCAUUAGCAACGUAGCUGUGUGCGUUUGCUGCUAAUUAACCACGCAUUUCGCUGUUUUUUAUUAUUUUGAAGUUGCUCUGCUUAACAUUUAAUCAGAAAAAAUGUCCGGCAGAAAGCGAACUAGAGAGAAGGAGGAGAGACGAGAGCACAAGAAACACAAGACUUCUAAACAGGACUUAGAGAAACUGGAAAAACAAACGAAAAAACUCAGCCAAGAUGUCCAGAAACUUAAACACGUAGAGACAUUGUAAGUAACAUUAAUUAACAACAACGACAACUUUAUAAUAUAGAAAAAAUAAAUGUGUCUUCCUUCGCUCUAAUUUAUUUAAUUAUUUGGCUAAUUUGCCGCUGCCGCUUUGUUUACAGUGUUUAUAUCUACACUGUUAAUUAUGUUUGCUUUUAUUUUCGUUUCUUUUAGCUAUGAAAAACCUCCACCUGGAUACAUCAAGGUAAACAUGUUGUCUCUAACAAUAAGUCAAUUUAUAUGGAAAGGAAAAUACAUACCACACCUUUCUGGCAGCUCACAGUUGCUGCCGAGAUAUUAUAUUAAAUAUUAUCAAGCUGUGCCAUAAAUACUGUCAAAUCGGCAUCAUUGAAAAGGAAAAAGUUGUUAAAAUUGCCUGUGCUGGACCAGAACAUGCUGUCCUUUACAACCAUCAUUGUGUCUGGUGCAUCUGGGUUUGUAAUUGUCGAUGUCUUUUGCCAACUUGCCGUACUGGGGAUGUAUUUUAAUGAUGAAGAACAUCUUGUUUCAUUCAUGUCUCAUUUUUAUUAAAGUCUCGGAAAUUCCA